Molecule: messenger RNA, 3595 nt
Organism: Macadamia integrifolia
Lineage: Eukaryota; Viridiplantae; Streptophyta; Magnoliopsida; Proteales; Proteaceae
Exons: 3
Coding region: 406-3255 (949 amino acids)
Source: RefSeq, a predicted model, not a curated record
UCUCACUCUCACUCUGUCUUGUACUCUUCUCUCUUCACUCUGCGACACUGCAGAAUCUGCUGCAGACACUUCAACUUCUACGGCAAUCUUAUAACCAAUUUUACCCUUUCUCUCUCUCUGAGGAUCGCUGAUUGUCUUCUUGUUUAUACUUAGGUCUGCUAGUCUGUCACUCCAUCUUCAAAUUCUUUACUUUGCUUUUAAUCUACGUUCGUUCGCUUGAGCCUUCAAGCUUCCCGGGAGAUUACGCGCCAAAUCACUUAGGAUCUUCAUCAAGAUCGUCGAUUUUUCGUCAUUGAUAUCCUCUACUUUUGCAUUCCUUCGACAUCUGUCGGUAACGCGUGCAAAAUUCGGAUGGUGGCAAAGGGUGAGAAUAUUUGAAAUAAUGUGGAGCUCUGAGUCAAGGAAAUGAAUUACAGUACAGAUCUUAAAAAGAGUUCGAGGCAUCAGCAUAUGUCAAGAGUUGCAAAGGAAAAGAUCCCAUUGCAACAAGGAAGCCAAAGUUUGAAGUUGCAAGAUGAGUUGAAGACCGAUAAGUUCAUCAAACAGUCAAACAAAGAGAUCUCUUACAAAACAAGACAGGAUAGAGUCCAAUAUAAAGUAAGACAGGACAAUGAUGAUAGACAGUUAAUCCCUCCUAAAUCUUUGCAGAAUCACCAAAAGCAACAGAGCUACAGUGAAGCAAUUCAAAAUGAUGAGCUUGUCAAGUACAUGUCCAAUUUACCAUGUUAUCUGCAGCGUGUGGAGAGAGGACAAAAUCUCCAAGAGAAGGCUUUGAAUUUUGGAGUCCUUGACUGGGGACGUCUGGAGAAAUGGAAGUACAAACAAAAACAGAUCCCAAGCAGAAGUACUAGAAAUGAUCCAUCAACUAGUAAUGAUUCCUCUUCAUUAACAAGAGUUGGAUCUUCUACCCUUUCUGGUAGAAGUCACAGUGGAUCUUCAAGCCUCCAGAAGAAGCAAUAUCAUUCACUUUUUGCUAAUCCGAAUUCAACUCAAAUUGAUGGACCUAAUAAUAUUGUGAAAUCAGCUAGGGGAAGCAAUCUUCAAGAAACUGGAACCGUCCCUAAAAAUUCCUUGAUAGGGCCGCAGGAUCAUUUCAGAACUGAUCAGUUUUUCUGCCAAAAUUAUUCAGAAAUCAAACUAGAGAAUGUGGCUAAAAGAGAAGAUUCAGAUUCCAAGAUCAUUCCAGAAAUGCAGUCACCGUCAUCUGGGUCAAAAGAUUAUGAGAUCUCAUUCCAUCCUAAGGGAAAGAUGAAGGUGCGUGAUGGUGAACCUGAAAGGGGAGCAGAACAGUUGCAUCAUCUUAAUCACAAUCUUCCCCACCAUCCAAUCCCCGGAAAACGCAAAAGCAGUGUUCUCAUUUUGUCCAAAGAUUGUUCGCAAAACAGUUCCUCUGGGAUCUCCAACCAGGCUGAAUUCACAACAUCAGUUGAUGGAAGAUCAACAGAAGCAGAUCGUAAAAGCUUUUCAGAUUGCUUUUAUCACAAAAAGGAGGUUUGCCUUGUGGGUCUCGAUUUUGACAUCCCUCACUCAUGCCCACUUCCUUGUAGAGUCGAAGGUAGCCAAGAGUUAGACAUGAAAUUGUCGGACUCUUCAUGGGCCGAAGGUACAGAAGUUCCAUCGGAUGCAUGUUGUUUGACAGUAACUCCAAAUGAGGUACCAACUAGGCAAAGCAAGGAUAAAGAUGUUGGAGAAAGCAAGCCAUCCAGUUCAGCUGCUGUUGAGUCUUCUGAUAGAUUGGAGCCAAAAGCUGCUGAAGUAAGAAAUCAGUUACCUAAUCAUCGAGCCAGCAUUGGUCUGGGCAGGCUGAGCAGAAGUAUCAGUUUUAAAGAGGCUUCAACUGUCCCACAGUUGAAAUCAUCAUAUGUUACUGUUAAAUCUGGUCCAGUGAAGUCAGAGGUUUCGGUUUGUUCACAUGAUUCAGCUAGAGAUAAAGCAAAUGCCAAUGGCAAAAGCAGGUCCAGCCCUUUGAGAAGGCUAUUAGACCCUCUACUGAAACCCAAGGCAGGAAAUCAUCCUGAGCCAUCUCUGAAAAGGCCAAUGUCAAGUCAUAGAGCUUCUAAAUCAUCUGAUGGUCUCCUAUAUUCUUCGACUGUUCAGUCCAUGAAAGGAAAUACUCUAUCAAGUUGUGGGCCCGUCAAUGAAUUUGAUUCAUGUCCAAGUGAGAAACAUAUAGAAUCAAUGAUGCAUGCCUUCAUGCAAGUCACGGUUAAGAAUGGAUUGCCUUUGUUUACAUUUGUAGUUGACAGUGCUACAGAUGUUCUUGCAGCAACAGUGACGAGAGCAAGCACAACCCUGAAGGAUAUUUACAGCUUGGUCUACACAAUGUACACUGUUCGUGAAAUUAAGAAGAAAAGUGGAAGGUGGAUAAAUCAGGGAACUAAAGGGAAAGGUCAUGGAUAUGCCUCCGGUGUUGUUGGACAAAUGAAGGUUUCCCUCUCACAGUGCCCUAUGUUGACUGGAGACAAUGUUAAAGACCACUUCUUGGUGAGAAAGUUUGUUUUAUUUGGUGUUGAAAUGAGACAGGCAGAUCAAGAAACCUUAGAUAUUCACCCCAGCAGUGAGCUUGCUGCCAUUGUUGUCAAGGUGCCAAAAGAGAAUUUGGGAAAUUUAAGAAAUGAUGACUGGCAGAGCGUUAAAAAUAAAGACCUAUCUGAUAUGGGGUUGAGCAGUUGUAUGCCAGAGGGGAGAUGCUUGUGCAAUGCUGGGGAGAUUCUAGGCAGUGAACGUAAUGGAGGAACUGAAAGGGUUACUAGCACUGUGGUGAUACUCCCAAGCGGUGUUCAUAGCUUGCCAAGUGCUGGAGUGCCUUCAUCUCUUGUUGACCGAUGGAAGUCUGGUGGAUCAUGUGAUUGUGGGGGUUGGGAUGUGGGUUGCAAACUUAGAAUUCUUACUAACGAGAAAUCCAGUGAAAACUUCAUUUCAUCCAAAGCUUCUUCCACCCCCGAUCAAUUUGAUCUUUUCAUUCAGGGAGAUGCUCAACCAGACAAGCCUGUCUUCAGCUUGGCCUCAUUCCAGAAAGGAAUUUACUCCGUUGACUUCCAUGGUUCCAUAAGUUUGCUACAAGCAUUCUCCAUCUGUAUAGCAGUUAUAAACAAUAGGAAGCCAUAUGACCUAUCGGAAUUGGGUAAUAUGUUGCAAGGGAAAGACUCACAAGAAACAGUAUCCAUUGAAAAUGAUAGAAUAAAGGCCCAUGCUGAAGUUGAGCCAACAAUAUAUAUACCUUUCCCACCCCUUUCACCUGUUGGGAGGGUUUAGUUUUACACAAUAUACAGUGUCCAGCGUGCAGAGCGGGUGGCAAUUGAACCCCUUGAAGGCUUGACCAGAUAUUUCAUGGUUACAUUCAACAUCAAGUGAGCUAAAAAUUCUGAACCUGAAACACAUAUUAUGUUUGAAGACACUAUGGACCAUGAACCCUUUUUUCUUCUUUUUUGGGUUUAGUUACCUUCAGUGUAGAAUAAGAUUGCAAUCAGAGUUGCUGGCAUAUCUGUAAGCAGAAAAUAAUAUUUGUAAUCUAAUAUAUGUUUUGAACUGUGCAGUUGAAAGCGAAAAACAGUUAUAAUUCUAAUGGUUAGCCUGUCCCAUGAUAUUUGCAUCA